Rhopalosiphum maidis (corn leaf aphid) is the source of this 324-nucleotide messenger RNA. RefSeq lists its product as uncharacterized. Lineage: Eukaryota; Metazoa; Arthropoda; Insecta; Hemiptera; Aphididae. The transcript has 2 exons. Bases 4 to 324 code for a protein of 106 amino acids. The record is from RefSeq and is a predicted model, not a curated record.
CUGAUGACACAUGAUGCAGCUAAAAACCUGUAUUCUGGUGCCUUAGAAAAUAUCCCCUAUUUGAGUGACGAAAACCAAUUCCUUACUGGAGUAGUUGCGACUAACCAAGGCGUCAAUGUAAUACACGAUAAACAUUUCAAAGCUGUUACAUUAUCAUCAGUUCUCCCAAAUAACAGCACUGCAAUUGAAAAAUGUGACUAUUCAAAAAACCAUUUCAUUUUCUUAAAACCUGAGAAUAGAGAUGAGUGGUCACAUAUAUUGUCAUCAUUCAAGAUCUGUAAGUCUAAUUUAGCUAAGAAUGCAAAGCAUCAUAAAACAGUUUAA